Molecule: messenger RNA, 1377 nt
Organism: Talaromyces proteolyticus
Lineage: Eukaryota; Fungi; Ascomycota; Eurotiomycetes; Eurotiales; Trichocomaceae
Product: sarcosine oxidase
Exons: 2
Coding region: 1-1377 (458 amino acids)
Molecular function (GO): L-pipecolate oxidase activity; proline dehydrogenase activity; flavin adenine dinucleotide binding
Source: RefSeq, a predicted model, not a curated record
AUGGAGAAGAGAGAGAGUAUCAUAAUCGUCGGCGCCGGCGUGUUCGGCCUGUCAACCGCCCUACAGCUAGCGGAAGAGGGAUUCCGAUCGAUUACGGUGCUCGAUCGGUCCAUGCCUCCAGUGCCUGAUGGAUCUAGUAAUGAUAUUUCACGUGUAAUUCGAUUUGACUAUGGAGAUAAGGUAUACGCCGAGAUGGGAAAGGAAGCAUACGACUUGUGGAAUACAUUGCCUGAAUAUGCGGAUUCUUUUCACCGAACACCCUGUGUAUGGACUGCACAACAAUCCGGUCCAGCGAAUUUGGUCCAGUCCGGUGGUUCGGAUUUCAUUCGUAAGACGAAAGAGAUCCUGACUAAUAUGGGACAUGAAUGGUUUGUCCUCGAAAAUGUUGAAGCAUUGAAAGCCCGGUUCCCGACGGUUACAGGAAACCCUAUUGGGGCAGGGUUUGAAGGUUUUUACAACACCUCAGCUGGAUGGGCCGAUGCCGGGCUUGCCAUAGCUGGUCUGCGCGAUCGAGCUAUCCGUGCUGGAGUAAACUUUGUUACUGGUCCUCAUGGGCAGGUGACAGGACUGGAGAAAGGAGCAGAUGGCACGAUCAAAGCCGUGAAAACGGCUGAAGGGGGCAGAGUCCAAGGUGAUAAAUUUAUCUUCGCAACAGGCGCAUGGACAGCGAGUCUUAUCCCGUCUUGGAACUCCAUGGUAGCUACAGCUCAGAUUGUAGGCUUUGUCCGGCUCACCCCCGAUGAGGUGAAAGCAUUGAAAGAUCUUCCGAUCAUUUUCAAUCUUUCUACCGGCUUUUUUAGUUUUCCACCCCACGAACAGACGGGCUAUCUCAAAGUAGCAUGUCAUAGUUUUGGGUAUACUCUGUCUUCCCCAGUUGAAGGUGAAGACGUUUCGUCGCCUCCUGGUAGGGCAGUUUCUGCCCGAGCCAAUUUUAUUCCAGAAGAAGGACGGCAAAGGCUGCUCGCAGGGUUGGGGGAAAUUUUACCGCAACUUGUUUCACGAGGAUUUGAGAAAACGGCGCUUUGCUGGUACAAUGAGACACCGACUGGAGACUUCGUUUUCGACUAUCACCCAGAGCAUAAAAACUUGUUUAUUGCUACUGGUGGUACUGGACAUGCCUAUAAAUUCUUACCGGUAAUUGGGAAGUACAUUGCUGGGGCAUUCCAACGCAAGCUAUCCCCAGAACUAUUGGAAAAAUGGAGAUUCCACACCGAGCAUCAAAACUUGGAAAAGGACGACGUUUUUACCGGAGCAAAGAGUCGGAAAGGCGGUGAUGGUAGUCGUGGUGGGCCGAAGAGGAGAGAAUUCACCCCACAGGAACGAGACACUUUGCUUGCUCUUUCAGGUGCACUUGCGAAAAGAACUUCAAAGAUAUAG